AUGUCGUGCAAAGCAUUAAAAAGUCGUGUUCUUCCUCGGAAGCAGCUGGAGCCAUUGAAAUUUGGCGUCGCUUACGCACGGGUCGUGUACAAGGAUUACGAAAUUUUAGAAGACGAGCUCAGAUCCAGCUACCACCCUCAGAACUAUUUCUGCUAUUCUGUUGAUAAAACAGCUGGAGAUGAGUUUACGAGACGUAUAGCAACACUUUCAAAGUGUUUACAGAAUGUACUUGUUCCCGUAGGAGACCAAGUGCAGAAGGAGCGACAGAUGAAUGACGGUACACUCGUCAUUCGUGAAGAGGUUCCGUCGCGAAAUGUAGGCGGUGUUGGUUUUGUUGUGCACCCAUCUGUCGUCCAUCCCGUCGAUUCUCACGAGAUCCUGUCACCUCGUGCCUGGCCAUUCUUCGCCUCCGCCCUCCGCGCCCUCAGUAUCAUCCACUGCUACUCACCAACAUCAACAGCUGAUCAAUCCGAAUUGGACGCGUUUUACGAGGAGCUGGAGGAAGCAAUCCAAAAAGAGAAGUCCUUCUACAAAUUCGCUGUCGGAGACUUCGACGCAAAACUAAGAAAGGCUACAGGAGAGGAAUACAGGAUUGGAAGAUUUGGACUAGGAGACCGAAAGAAAGGAUCCCAGACCUCGCGAACCGUUCUUAUCCAUAAGAAAGGUGGCCGAGAGGACCUUCAGAACUACCGUCCGAUAUGCUUGCUGAGCGUGUUAUACAAAGUAUUCACCAAGAUCAUCCUCACACGCAUAUCUAGGACGCUGGAUGAAGCUCAGCCUCAAGAACAAGUACAGUACGAUGUAAACCGUUAUGGAAGCUACAUGAAUCAUGCAUUUUACGAAUGUCUGAAGCUCUUGAUCACCAAGCAAGAAUGGCAGUACGUUCUGCUGAUGCAGAACCAUGACAUCAUGAUUAAAUCGGUCUACGAAACCGUAACAAUCUUGGAUAGCUUGGGAGGAGCGAAUGAUGUUCAUGUGAAGCCGUGUGAAGAAGACCGAUGGAAUCAUUCAGCCAAAUGGGACGCGUCAUCAUUGAAAUUUUAUCACAACGGCAAGUGCAGUGAAUCAGUGGCUACGCAGGCACAAUUAAAAACGAAUUUAACCAUUGCGCGAGGUGCAGUACAAGCUUCACUGUCACGUUCUGCUGUUGACUGGAUGGUGAAUGCUGUCAAUCUUACAGGACUAUUGGACCAACUCAACACAAAUGUGUUGGGUGUAGACGAAGUUCUCAUACCUACUCUGCAAGUCAGUGAUAUUUUCGACAUGCCUGGGAGAUUUACAGGUGAAUGCGUUACAAAGGGUGCCAGCGUGGGCUUUAUGAGCAGAGUUGCACUUUGGGAACCGAGCAAAGGUUGUCAUUCCGGCUACUUCCGGCAUUCUGUAUGUGUCUUCGGUAUAGAGGACUUCGCCUGGCUACCAAGAAGUCCAAGACUCAUGGCUAACAAGAUGAUGCCAGAUUUUGACUACGCUGUCGUCGACUGUGUGCACGAGCUUCUCUUUAAUCGUACGCACCUCAAUCAAGACGACCAUCCGCUGAACUUGACAUUUUACGAAGAUCUGCCCUACGUUCGCUACCACAAAAAUCGUUUGAAGCCAAAUCCGGACUUCAAGUUAGUCUGCAAGUAUGGAAUACCAGGAGACCUUUCACUUGCCUACAGAAAUAUUUCGGAAAGGAGUUCAUUAGUGAAUUGUACACGAUAA
Messenger RNA from Necator americanus (New World hookworm), 1701 nucleotides. RefSeq lists its product as uncharacterized. NCBI's taxonomy places the organism in Eukaryota, Metazoa, Nematoda, Chromadorea, Rhabditida, Ancylostomatidae. Gene Ontology annotation, cellular component: membrane. The transcript has 11 exons. The record is from RefSeq and is a predicted model, not a curated record. The coding region runs from base 1 to 1701 and encodes 566 amino acids. Gene Ontology annotation, molecular function: glycosyltransferase activity.